CCUGCUCAAAUUUCUCAUCGCAGAGCGAAACCACCUCACACUCGAGCAACCCAAAAGCAUCCUCAGCAACAAGAACCUCCUAGCCGGCCAAGAAACAGAGCUUCCGUUGGACAGCAAGAUGUGUCCGAUCAAGAGGGAGAUGAGCGGGGAGUCGGGCUCGCCGUCGCCGUGCAGCGGGGAGAACUUCUGCUCGCCCUCGGCGUCGCCGGAGCGCCAGCAGGCGAGGCAGGCGGGGUGGACGUCGGCGCCGGCGAAGCGGCCGGCGGGGCGGACCAAGUUCAGGGAGACGCGGCACCCGGUGUACCGCGGCGUGCGGCGCAGGGGCAAUGCCGGGCGGUGGGUGUGCGAGGUGCGCGUGCCCGGCAGGCGCGGGAGCAGGCUCUGGCUCGGCACCUUCGACACCGCCGAGGCCGCCGCGCGCGCCAACGACGCCGUCAUGCUCAUGCUCGCCGCCGGAGGCGCCGCCUGCCUCAACUUCGCCGACUCGGCCGAGCUGCUCUCCGUGCCGGUGGCCUCCUCCUACCGCAGCCUGGACGAGGUCCGCCACGCCGUCGUGGAGGCCGUGGAGGACUUGCUGCGGCGCGAGGCGCUCGCCGAGGAGGACGCGCUCUCGGGCACCUCCUCGUCCGCGCCCUCCCCCCUCACCGACGACGAGUCGUCCUCUUCGCCGCUGCCCGAGGAGGACUCGCCGUUCGAGCAGGACGUGCUGAGCGAGAUGGGCUGGGACCUGUACUACGCGAGCCUGGCGCAGGCGAUGCUCAUGGCGCCGCCCGCCGCGGCUGCGGCGCUCGGCGAUUACGGGGAGGCUCACCUCGCCGACGUGCCACUCUGGAGCUACCAGAGCUAGCCGGCUAGUUCGCGCUGCUUCGAGUUUUAGCUUUCCUUUCUGUCGUCGUCUUGGCUUCCGAUCGAUGCCAAAAUUUUGGUGCUGCUGUAGGGUCACUGCUUGCGGUUUCUGGUAAUGUGAUGGUGCGAAUUGGGGAAACA
Triticum aestivum (bread wheat) is the source of this 987-nucleotide messenger RNA. Its product is annotated as CBFIIIa-6.2. The transcript has a single exon. The coding region runs from base 119 to 847 and encodes 242 amino acids. Gene Ontology annotation, biological process: regulation of DNA-templated transcription. Lineage: Eukaryota; Viridiplantae; Streptophyta; Magnoliopsida; Poales; Poaceae. The record is from RefSeq and is a predicted model, not a curated record. Gene Ontology annotation, molecular function: DNA binding; DNA-binding transcription factor activity.